Messenger RNA from Ornithodoros turicata, 2374 nucleotides. Its product is annotated as probable ATP-dependent RNA helicase DHX35. The transcript has 19 exons. Gene Ontology annotation, molecular function: helicase activity; RNA binding. The coding region runs from base 196 to 2286 and encodes 696 amino acids. NCBI's taxonomy places the organism in Eukaryota, Metazoa, Arthropoda, Arachnida, Ixodida, Argasidae. Gene Ontology annotation, cellular component: catalytic step 2 spliceosome; intracellular anatomical structure. The record is from RefSeq and is a predicted model, not a curated record.
CCUCACUACAGAAUUUGCACAUUACAGCGCAAUUUAUUACUAGCGACGCGCGACUUCCGGUUAGCCUUGUUCCCAGGAGGGGGGUCCGAUAUGGGAAUUUUGCAAUUUCGCUAUGAGCGGUGUAUUAUCAUGCUUGUUGCUGUCAUGUGUUGCUGUGCAAAAUGUGCUUAGGAUGACGUAAAUAUACUGCAAAACAUGCAUAAGCCAGUAUUCCUGAAACCGAGUGGAGGACGAGGUGGAAAAGACUUCUGGAACGAUGAGUGGAUCGUUGAGGACACGCCUUCAAAGUCUGAGCAUACCUCAGUUGUUUACAAUCCAAAUAUAUCUCUGUCAAUACACCAGCAGAGAGAGAGGCUCCCAGUAUUCAAAAAUCGGACCCACAUCCUGUACCUCUUGGAGAAGCACCAGGUGCUUAUCAUUACAGGCGAGACUGGCAGUGGCAAAAGUACGCAAAUCCCGCAGUACCUUAUGGAAGCAGGCUGGGCUGGAAAAGGACAAGCCAUUGCCAUCACUCAACCCAGAAGAGUAGCAGCCAUAUCACUUGCUGGACGAGUAGCGGAAGAAGUAGGAUGCUUGGUUGGAGAAAGUGUUGGAUACUGUGUAAGAUUUGACGACUGCACAGACAAGGAGUUUACAAAAAUCAAGUUUAUGACUGAAGGGAUCCUGAUCAACGAAAUAAUGACCAAACCACUGCUUCCCUCAUACACCGUGGUAAUGUUGGACGAGGCACACGAAAGGACGUUGUCCGCUGACAUAUGCCUAGGGUUGAUGAAGAAGAUCUUGAAGAAACGACCAGAUCUGAGACUCAUCGUAUCUUCUGCUACCCUUGAUGCAGAGGUUCUCAGAGACUUUUUCAGCAGUGGUAUUGAAAGCAAAAGCAUUUCUGCUGCGAUACUGAGCAUUCAAGGAAGAGCUUACCCUGUUGACAUCUAUUACUUAAAUGAGCCUGUGCCAAACUACGUGAAAGCAUCUGUCGACACUGUGAUCAAGAUACACGAAGGGCAACCUGCUGGGCAUGUUCUGGUCUUUCUCACGGGCCAAGAAGAAGUUGAUGAAGCUGUUGACAUGCUAAAAGAAUAUGCAAAGAAUAGAAAAGCCACACCUGGUGUUAUGGGCAUGUAUGCACUUCGCCUUUAUGGGUCAUUGCCGCAGUCGGAGCAGAUGAAAGCCUUUCAACCCUUGAGCCCCAAAGUGAGAAAAGUUGUUGUUGCAACAAAUAUUGCCGAGGCAUCUGUCACUAUUAAUGGCAUUGUGUAUGUGGUUGACAGUGGCUUCGUCAAGCUAAACUUCUUCAAUCCACGAACAAGUACUGAUGCUUUGGUUGUCGUACCUAUAUCACAGUCUUCAGCUGAGCAGCGGGCAGGAAGAGCAGGCAGGGUAUGCUCUGGAAAAGUGUACAGGCUAUACAGAGAAGAGGAUUUCAAAACACUUGCUCCGCACACUGUGCCAGAAAUUCAGCGUAGCAGUCUGGCCACAUUUGUUCUUCAACUCAAGUCUCUUGGCGUUGACAACGUAGCUCGGUUUGAUUUUCCUGCUGCACCACCAUCGAGGAUAAUGAUAAAUGCACUAGAACUAGACUAUGCAUUAGGAGCCCUUGACAAGCAUGGGAACCUAACAGAAUUGGGAGCCAAGAUGGUCACAUUUCCCGUUUCAACAAUGCAAGCUAAAAUGCUUCUAUCUUCUGGUGACUUUGGCUGUUCGGAAGAAGCCCUCACAAUUGUGUCCAUGCUGCAAAUAGAAUCCAUAUUUUUAUCACCAAGCAAUAGAAGGGUAGAGGCUCGAAAAGCAAAGUACAAAUUCUCAGUAUUGGAGGGUGACCUUCUCACAUUGCUAAAUGUGUACAAUACAUUUAUUCAGAAAGGAAAAGAGAAGCAGUGGUGUGGUCAGAUGUACCUUAAUUACAAGGGACUCUUGAGGGCAUUUGAGAUCAGAAAGCAGCUACGUGGACUGCUUGUCAAGUGCAAAGUGCCAAUUGUAUCAUGUGAUGGAGACGCAGAUACUAUCUGUAGGUGCAUAGUCGCAGGCCAUUUUGCCAAUGCUGCCUAUCUCCAUUAUUCUGGGGAGUACAGAACCGUGUGCGGAGAUCACACCCUCGCCAUCCAUCCAACAUCUGUGCUUUAUACUCAGAAACAGCCAAAAUGGGUUGUAUUUGGAGAGCUGGUGCAGACGAGCAGAGAGUUUAUGAGGAACAUCACUGCUGUCGAGUCAACCUGGUUACAUGAACUUGCACCAAAUUUCUACGAUUUCGGAACAGAUGUUGAUGCUACAAGGGGAACAUUGUUAUGAUGACACGCUGAUCCUUCUGGGUCCGCAUAUCGGCUCACGGUGGCGGCAUAAAUAAAGCGUGAAAAAUAAAAGCACCUCUGUAAAUAUU